This is a messenger RNA of Australozyma saopauloensis, 1479 nucleotides long. It is a transcript of the gene ALG7, whose product is annotated as UDP-N-acetylglucosamine--dolichyl-phosphate N-acetylglucosaminephosphotransferase. NCBI's taxonomy places the organism in Eukaryota, Fungi, Ascomycota, Pichiomycetes, Serinales, Metschnikowiaceae. Gene Ontology annotation, cellular component: membrane. The coding region runs from base 1 to 1479 and encodes 492 amino acids. The transcript has a single exon. Gene Ontology annotation, molecular function: UDP-N-acetylglucosamine-dolichyl-phosphate N-acetylglucosaminephosphotransferase activity. The record is from RefSeq and is a predicted model, not a curated record. Gene Ontology annotation, biological process: protein N-linked glycosylation; dolichol-linked oligosaccharide biosynthetic process.
AUGGCUGUCGUUCGUCUAGCCGCCGUCGCGCUAGCCUUUGCGCUAUUACGUGUCAACAGCCCGCUCCAUACCGCCCUGGCGUUUGGCCUUUUGGGGUAUGCUAUCACCUCCCACUUGAUUCCAAGACUAGGUUCCAGUUUUAUUAAGGUAGGUCUCAAGGGAAGAGACUUGUCGAAAGCGCCGCCGGUCGACUUCAUUCCCGAGCUGAUGGGGGUGGUGCUGGCCGUGACGUACAUGGUGCUUUUGGUGUUGAUUGUGCCGUUCGUGUUCUUCAAGUACUUGGUGUCCUUCCUGGCCAUGUCCAACGACGACGAGCUCUCGGACUUGUUCAACACGCAGUAUCGCUCCAUAGAAAACAACCACAUGUUUCCGCACAAUAAGCUUGCGGAGUUCUUGAGUGGUGCGUUGUGUCUCUUGAGUACCAUUCUUCUAGGCUUCUUCGAUGAUCUCUUCGAUAUCAGAUGGAGACACAAGUUUUUCCUUCCUGCGGUGGCCUCGCUUCCAUUGCUCAUUGUCUACUAUGUCGACUUCAGUGUCACAUCCGUAGUGGUUCCCACGUUCAUCACCGCACAUCCUAUCGGAGAGACAUUCGUAGAGUAUUUGACGUCCUUUUUUGCUGCCUCUAAUGAGCUAGUCACCUACAUCACCAAUUUGAAAUUCACCACGUUGACCACUGACUACAACGUUGCGUCGAGCUCCGCGCCCAAGUUACUCGACUUGGGUAUCUUCUACUACGCCUACAUGUCUGCAUUGUCCAUUUUUGCUCCUAAUUCCAUCAACAUCUUGGCUGGAAUCAACGGUCUUGAAGUUGGCCAAUCUAUUGUUCUUGGUAUUAUUUUCUUGAUCAACGACAUGUGCUACUUGCUGAGCCCCUCGAUUUCCCAGGCUGCUUUCGACUCCCACAUGCUCUCUGCCAUCUUCAUCAUUCCAUUUUUGGGAGUCUCGCUCGGUUUGUUCCAGUACAACUUCUUCCCAGCCCGUGUGUUUGUGGGGGAUACAUACUGCUACUUCAGUGGAAUGGUUUUUGCUGUUGUCGGUAUCUUGGGCCAUUUCUCUAAGACUUUGUUGUUGUUUUUGGUGCCACAGAUUCUCAACUUCAUUUACUCCGUGCCUCAAUUAUUUAACAUCCUCCCAUGCCCUAGACAUAGACUUCCUAGAUAUAACGUCAAGGACAACCUCAUGUACCCAAGCUACGGCGAGCUUAAGGAAGGAUACAAAUUGGGCACUAUUCUUCUAUCGGUGUUGGCUUUCUUUAGGUUGAUUCUGGUUGAGAGAGACCAAAACAACCGUAUCACAAAGUUCUCCAAUUUGACCAUCAUCAACUUGACCUUGGUAUGGCUUGGACCAAUGAGGGAAGAUAUCUUGUGCAUAAUAAUAUUGGUGGGACAACUUCUUAUUGGAGUUUUGAUGAUUGCCACCCGUCAUACAGUAGGACCAUGGCUCUUUGGUUACGACAAUUUGUCGUGGGGCGCCAAGUGA